UCGGCAGAAUGCAGAGCGCCGCACGAUCCCAGUCCCCCUGGAGGAAGGAGCACCUGUGGCUGACUCUGCAGGCCCUGGGCUUUGAGCUUGGAGCAGAAGCGGCCACCCUCAACAAAACCUUGGCCCAUGUCUGCUUUGGAAUGCACAUGUUUGAUAAGCCCAAUAAGGAUGCAUUUUAUGUGGUUUUCCACUUUUUGUUUUCAAAGCUCAAUGCUGUGCAGUGCAGGGAGAUUUUCAGGCAUUGUUGGCCUCCACUGGACAAGAAGAAAGAUGCAGAGUUUAGAAAGGCAUCAUAUGAAUGGCUAAGAAAGAUUUCUGAAGAUGCUGGCAGUGGUUUCCCACAAGUUGUGGCAUCCAUAUUUCUGUCACCUGGUGGUCCUAAGUUUAUACAACUCUUGUACCAUUUUGCCAGAUAUGUCAUGUUACAACAUAUCAAAAGAAAUGUUGAUGGCACAAAUUCCUAUAUUCCUGAUUCCCUUCAGUUUCAAAUUCAGCACCCGGAAAAGGCUUUGGCAAGGAAUAAGUUGGCACGCCAGAGAUACCUCCGAGCCCUGCAGAGGGAAAACUUUAUGGUUAGGGAAUACCAGAAAAAAGCACAGUUGCUUGUAAAAGAAAUAAGGGAGUUGCGCUCUGAGUAUGGGGCUUUGCAGAAUCAGGGCAGAGCAACACAAAAUGUCAAAAAUGAUGAAAAUAAAGAGGAUAAAAUAAAGGAGGUGCGAAGCUUGUGGGAGAACAUUAUGACGAACCUGAAAGCCAUGGAGAAAGAAGUAGAAGUUGUGGAUUCAGCUAUUGUUGGAGAUGAUAAUCAAUACUGUUUGGAUGGGUCUAAAGUUUCCCUGAACAUUCCCAGUGCAUUGGUGAGCAGAAUUGAAAGUGAAAUGCAUAGGUUGCAAAUAGAAAAUGUGUAUGAAGCUGGAAAAGUGAACUUUAUAACUAUUGUCCAGCUUCUAAAUGAAACCUUAAAAGUUAUCAAAUUGGAACAAGACUGCAAUAGUGGCCAAGAACUUCAGGUGGACCCUCAGUAUCUUGCUGCAAAAACCAAGUUUGAAACUGAAGUUUUUACAAGGCUAAGACACACAAGACAUAAAAUAAAGAGAGAAGAUCUUGUUUCCAUUAAUAAGUCGAUUGUGGAAAAACAGAAAGACUGGGAGAAGAAGUGGAAGAGGAUUCUUGGGAAGUCGCCUUUUGGCCACUUCAAAGGACUCAACCCAGUUCUUGAGCUUCAGCCAGCACUAGCUCCCUUUUUGUUUGACCCUGCAGCAGAAGAAGCUUUAAGGGGCAGCGUUUUUAGUCAGUACACAGUCACUAUUACAGAUGUGUCUGUCGAAGAUUCAGAUACCGUAGACCAAGAUCACAAUGGUUUCUUUACAAGUUUCAUGGAUGCCACAUUAUUUACACCCAGGGGACGCAAGUCAUUGCCAUUUCAGAAGAUCACACCUACUCAACGCAGAAUGUCCUUAAAUGAGAUGGACUUUCGAACACCAACAUCUGCCAUUAAAGAGAGGUUUUUGCAAAGGACGCCAAAUUCUUUGCAGAAGAGAAGGUCUGAUGUGACUUGGAAACCCACUCAGAGUAUCGCACUGCCGCAUACCCCAACACUUUGUAAACCAGAUGGUUUGCGAACAGCACGUCUGCAGCUUGCACAGCAGGUGGCUGAUUUAAUAGUUAAUGACCCCCCAAAAUCUCAGUCGGGACGCGGAAUGGAGCUUGAUGAUUUGCUUGGCAUGCUCUCUUCUGAUCCCUUCCUAUCUAAAAAAGAGAUUCCUCGCACUCCAGAAAACUUGAUUUCAGAUAUCCGAAUAUCCUGGAGAAAAGCCAUCCAGAGUGAGGAAUUUUGCAACGUGUCAAGUCCAGUGGAGAACCUAUGUGUACAGUCACCUGUAGAGCAAGAGUCUGCUCAUUGCAGCCUGGUGGACUUGAGCAUGGCUUGUUUCCUGUCUGCUUCUCAUUUGUCUGAGCAAAAUGAGUCCCCAGACCCAAGGAUGUCUCUGAGCUCUGGAAAACCAGAUCCUCAUUAUAAAGCAGGUUUAAAUCCGAACUUGACACCCUUUUUGGUUAGUGAAAUUAAAAAGUCUGAGCAAGACAAGUUUACUCCAUUAAAGGAAUGUGAUAAAAUGCAGAUGUUGCCGUCUGUAGUUGGAGAAAAGAAUCUUACUUUUAUUUUUGAUGACCAGCCGGAUAACAAGUUGAAAGACAGCACAAUAAUUAUACCUGCACCUAGUCGAGAUAAUGUUUUGACACAUUCAACUCUUUCAUGGGACUCUUCGAAAGCAAUGGAUUACAGCAUCAGUUCAGAGAGCCAUGAUGUGACCCAGUUUGGCAUUCUACAUGAAACUAUCCCGGAAGGAGUUGGGAACAUGAGUCUUAACAGCACAAGUAGUGCACAGACUCCAGAAAUAGAUAGGUACGAUACCAGAACAGAAAUUGGUGAGAUCCCCUUAGAUAGUACAGUGGGUGGCUGGGAAACUAUGGAGCGUAAAAUGGACAUAGAUUCUAUACGUACUAGAUACGAAGCUCUAAAAAGGACAUUUUUUACAUCUUUAACAGAGGAGAGAAAUAUUGGCGAGUAUACGCCUUUGAGCAGGGUUCCCAAGCAAAAAUCAGAUUCCUGCCUUCCAACAGAGACUAGCGGUGUGUUCAACGCAUUAGAUAAAGGAUUAACAUUGGACUUCGAGUAUCUAGCCACUCUAUCACCCAGAGACAGAAAGCUGUCGCUUCCACAGCUCAUCUCUUUUUCUCCCUGUGAAGAUCAUGUGCGUGCCAGCUCCACGGAGGACUUCUCAGAUGUGUUUGAACCACAAGGCACUGGAAAUAUCAACAAGACCAUUGAUUUCACGCAUUCUGCAUCAGAUCUGCAGAAAAGCACCGAUUUGAAGGAGUGGGGCAGCUUAUAAUAAUGUAAAAAUAUGAAGACCCUUUUAUAUGAAUGGAUCCUAUAUUUGUAAAUAAAGCCUAAACCCUACCACAUGACCUCUCAAUAUGUAUGUUUAACCGUUACUUGUAUAAUU
Nanorana parkeri is the source of this 3008-nucleotide messenger RNA. It is a transcript of the gene HAUS6, whose product is annotated as HAUS augmin like complex subunit 6. Lineage: Eukaryota; Metazoa; Chordata; Amphibia; Anura; Dicroglossidae. Gene Ontology annotation, cellular component: HAUS complex; mitotic spindle microtubule. Gene Ontology annotation, biological process: spindle assembly. The record is from RefSeq and is a predicted model, not a curated record. The transcript has 17 exons. Gene Ontology annotation, molecular function: microtubule binding. Bases 9 to 2894 code for a protein of 961 amino acids.